AUGGCAAAAUAUCCUUACAAGCCAUACUGCCUUUUAAGCCACUUUAUAAUGUUGGCUUUUUGGACUUAUUUUCAUGUAGUUCCUCGCUCAGUAUUGCUAGUAAACUUGUUUCACUGUGUAGCGUUCUACUGUAUUUAUAUCCACAAUAGUACUGAUCCACCUGGUUGUACGACGAUCUUCAGUGACGUGGUACAGACUACAUCCAUGUCAGUGUAUUUGGAGAGAAACAGGUCCUUAGGUGCUUUAAUUGACAUAUUGGCCAAAUUAAAAUUGAAUUCAAGAAUCAAAAUGCAAGACGUUGUGCUAUAUGAUCCCAAUUCUGACCCAUAG
This is a messenger RNA of Phycomyces blakesleeanus NRRL 1555(-), 330 nucleotides long. RefSeq lists its product as hypothetical. The record is from RefSeq and is a predicted model, not a curated record. The transcript has 4 exons. NCBI's taxonomy places the organism in Eukaryota, Fungi, Mucoromycota, Mucoromycetes, Mucorales, Phycomycetaceae. Bases 1 to 330 code for a protein of 109 amino acids.